Messenger RNA from Salmo salar (Atlantic salmon), 2193 nucleotides. Its product is annotated as tumor necrosis factor receptor superfamily member 5. Gene Ontology annotation, biological process: immune response-regulating cell surface receptor signaling pathway. Gene Ontology annotation, molecular function: protein binding. The record is from RefSeq and is a predicted model, not a curated record. NCBI's taxonomy places the organism in Eukaryota, Metazoa, Chordata, Actinopteri, Salmoniformes, Salmonidae. Gene Ontology annotation, cellular component: external side of plasma membrane; CD40 receptor complex.
UUUACAGGAAACGGUCAUGUGUGUUUGUCUUUUAAGGAAUCCCCCAUGUUUCAAGUCACUUAUUUAUUUCCGAGUCCAGCCGACCGCUCAGCUCGUUGUCGAGAGACUGCCUGUAGGUCUACAGUACUGUUGCUUGACUACCCAGACUCGUUGCUCUGACCGAACGCUACGCCUUACCCACGUUUAUGUAGCGAAAUACUGAGCAGCGGAAUAAUUUUGUGUGCAAAAAUACUUGGUUGUUUUAAUACGACAACGAUCGAAAUGAUCGUUCUGCUUUUAUGUCUUCUGUCGGUUUUGACCGUGGUUUACUCAUGUGAUCCAGAAACACAGUACAUGAAGAAUGGGGAGUGUUGCAAUAUGUGUGGGCCAGGCACCAAGAUGUUAUCCAGCCAUAGUGGUUGUUUUGAUCCACAUUGUAUGCCAUGCCAAGAGGGUGAAUACCAGCAUGCAUUCACAGACAAGAACCUCUGUAAACUGCACCCAUACUGCGACCCAAAUAAAAACUUUGAGCACAGUACCAAUAGGAACAAGACAAGCCUCAGCCCAUGCAAAUGUAAGACUGGAUACCACUGUUCCAGUGAAGAGUGCCUGACAUGUGUUUCACAUACUAAAUGCAGACCUGGAGAAGAGGUCAAAUCCAAAGGUAACCCCAUACAUGACACAGUGUGUAAGGCCUGUCCUUUAAACAUGUUCUCCAGUGACAGCUCUACAGAGAGCAAGUGCAAGCUAUGGAAAGUUUGUGAGUCUGAAUUCAAAACUGAAGCCGAAGGGACAGCCACCUCAGACACGGUCUGUGUGGCAGUACCCAAUUCCCAUGGAACAAUAAUCACAAUUGUAAUGGCCUUACUAGCUGCUGUGGUUUUGGGCAUUGUCCUGUGCAAAUUUAGAGGUAAACUCGGAGAGGCCUGCAAGAAAGCAAAUGAAUCCUGUAUGGAUUUGAAUCUUAAGAGGGGAGCUAAGAGGGCUACGGCAGACAGAAAAGCAGAAGAGGGAAACGCAGAAGGACCUGAAGAGGGGAGGGAACAACUUCAACCAAUGAUCCAAUUAGGAGAGCCACCAUCAACACUAUACCCACCAUUACCAGGUCCUCAAAUACCAGAGGAGGUUGAAGCUAAAGACGUGUCAGAAAAUGGACAUUUGGUGGUGCAGGAGGAGGGUAAAUCUCACCAUGUUUCUGAUUCUGAUACACAAAGGGAAUUUUAUGACUGGCUAUAGAUCACAUGACCACCUGGCUUCACCUAUUGCAUAACAUGAUAAACAACAGCCAGGUUGUGCAUUAAUUAAUACAGUAGCGGUGCGUGGGUAUAAUCACUGGGGAAGCCAAGCCAAGCCAGUAAAAAAAGGUCAUAUUACAACCUAUGUUGUGAUAUUUGCAUUGUUUGCUCUAUAACCCAUUAAUUCAUUACACCACCAUGAUGUACAGUAAGACAGUGACAACAAAAAGACAACAGUUUGUUUCAUCACAAAACCGAACAGCAACAUGUGACCGGUGAAGUCCGCAAAGCAUAUUGCAUGUAACAAACAGUUGUAUUACGUACAGCAUGGUCAAUAAAGUUUUAUGUUUUCAACAGUUACUAAACAGCUACUGAUUUAGAACCAUAGAAUUACCUCAAGUCAGCAGAAAGACAACAGGAACACUGUCACCGUUAUUCCAACACCAUUUCAACUUAAACAUUUAAACAUCAUCAAUCAAGGCUAUAUAUGCUUAGUUUAAUAUACUGAAAACAAACUUAAAAAUACCAAAAACAUUUUAGUCCAAUCAAUGUUGCUAAAUAUAAUUCUGGCUGUGUGCGUGUGUGUGCGCACGCACGCGCAAGUGAGAGAAAAAAAGUUCACUCGCCCUAAUUGUAGACUAGUUGAAGGCCAAUGCCAUCCUCCUCUCUUUCAUGUUGGCAAAACGGUCUAUGGCUUUGUCAUACAGUAUGCUUUUAGUUUUUAUUUUCAUAAGCUACCUAGCUAAAAUGCUUGCUAUCCUAACUUCCUCACAUGGGCAACAAUGAUUAAUAUGGUUGUAAACGUUGUAAACUGUUGUAAAAAGUAUUGGUUGUUGUAUUCUGUUAUUGAAGAUGUUCAUAAGCACACUAGAGAAUGGCUUUUUUAUUAUGUCGUUCUGUUUUAAUUACUCUCCUUUGCAUUAAACUAUCAAAAUGCUACUGAGUUGUUCAUAAAGACAAUGCCAAUUUAAAUUUGAAA